Messenger RNA from Rubroshorea leprosula, 1950 nucleotides. NCBI's taxonomy places the organism in Eukaryota, Viridiplantae, Streptophyta, Magnoliopsida, Malvales, Dipterocarpaceae. The record is from the annotation of a GenBank genome assembly.
AUAACCAUCAUUUUGGACCUUCAUUUUCCCCAAAACCCUAAUCCCAUUUCCCUAUCUCUUUCUCACUCUUUCUUAACUUGUCUCUGUUACUAAGUUUGGAUAUCCAGAAAUGGCAGCUAAAAGGCUUUCCAAUGAAUUCGGUGCCGACCCGGACGAGCCAGAGGAUAAACGAAUGAGAACCACGCCUACUUUUGCCUCUGUAAUUGGAGAAGUGAUGAAGGGGAACUACUUACAGAAUCUCUGCUCAGUCUUGGAACCUGUCCUUAGAAGAGUGGUUCAUGAAGAAGUGGAGCGUGGUGUGCAACACCGUCUCUUAUCUUUCAGCCGGUCGCCGUCGCUCCGAAUCCAAGGGCCGGAACCCUCCACCCUUCAACUAAUUUUCAGCAACAAACUUUCCCUACCCAUCUUCACCGGAACCAAGAUCACAGACAUAGACAACAACCCUCUCCAAAUCCUCCUAGUAGACACAAGAACCCCCUUAGCUCCGGUAACCCUCCCCAACCCAGUCAAAGUCGACAUCGUUGUCCUUGACGGGGACUUCCCCCUAGGAGACCGUGACGAUUGGAGUAGUGAGGAGUUUGAGAGUAAAAUGGUGAGGGAGAGGACUGGAAAGCGCCCUCUCCUUGCCGGUGAAUUGAUGGUCACGGUGAGGGACGGGGUUGCGUCGGUGGGAGAUAUUGAAUUCACCGAUAAUUCGAGCUGGAUUCGGAGCCGGAAGUUCAGAAUUGGGGCUAAAGUUGCACGAGGGAGCUUUCCGGAUGUGCGCGUCCGCGAAGCCAUGACUGAAGCUUUCGUUGUCAAGGACCACCGUGGGGAAUUGUACAGGAAACAUCAUCCCCCAAAGCUGGAAGAUGAGGUAUGGCGUCUGGAGAAGAUUGGGAAAGAAGGGGCAUUCCACAAGAAGCUGGCCUCUGAGGGAAUUAACACUGUCCAAGACUUCUUGAAAUUAUCAGUUGUCGAUCACACAAAGCUUAGAAAAAUUUUAGGCCCUGGAAUGUCCGAGAAGAUGUGGGAGGUGACUAUCAAACACGCAAGAACAUGCGAUAUAGGAAACAAAUUUUACAUUUUUCGUGGACCAAAUUAUACCAUCAUCUUAAAUCCAAUAUGCCAACUCAUCAGGGCUGUGAUUAAUAAUCACACGUAUUGUUCUCGUGAAAUAACAAAUAUCAAUAAGGCCUAUGUUGAAAAUUUGGUAAGACAAGCGUAUGCAAGUUGGCGUUUCUUGGAAGAGGUGGAAGGGGUUUGGAAUGAGACUGCCUUGCUAACUCAAGGUGAAAUGGUAGAUCAAUAUCCCAAUAACCAACAGUUGGUGGUGAGAUCAUUUCAGCAAAAUGGCAACCCAACUGAAAAAAUCAUGACAGACAAGUACACAACAACCAAUGCAGAUUCAGGAAGAAGUAAUUGGCAAGUGAUUAAUUCAUCAUACUUCAACACACAAAUUGAAAACAGCAUCCAAUGUAGCAUGAAGGAGUCGUCGUCAGACGAUGAUCUAACGUCUCGUAGGACCUUCAUCAAUGGCGGUACUUAAUGGUGGAAUUGUGGAUCAAUGUGUGUUUCUAUUUUCUAGUGUUUGUAAAUACAAGUGUAAGCAGCGAGUAUGCUUAGAUUUGGCUAAGUUGCCCAUAAAAAAGUACUUGUUUGAAGGAUGUAGGAAGUAGUAAGAAUCUAAUCUCUAAGUUAGGAGGAGUAAUACUUCUUGUUUUUCUAGAAAAACAACAGUGGAUGAUAAGAGUAUACCUGCAUAUGUCGUGCCAAAAGAUGUAUUCUCUACUCUGGCAAAACAGAGCGAGUCAGAACUGUGUACUUCUAAUUUGGGCUUUCGUGAAGUCUUUGUCUUAAGACCUUGGAGCAGCCCAACUUCGAUACAGAUUGAGCAGCCCAACUUAAAUCUCGGAUAACAUCCGUACCUACAAUUUACAAGCACUUUUUCAGUAAAACCUAUAUUUAGCC